Molecule: messenger RNA, 681 nt
Organism: Echinostoma caproni
Lineage: Eukaryota; Metazoa; Platyhelminthes; Trematoda; Plagiorchiida; Echinostomatidae
Source: the annotation of a GenBank genome assembly
AUGUCCGUUUUGCCUCCGAAUCUACCCGAACGAUUCUACACCGAAUUUAUUUUGUACUACACACCAAGAGAAGACAUUCCUUUGCCACCAUGGCCCACUUUGAAUCCACCAGAAUUACCGUACGCGAUUGGUCGUGGAGCCACAUGGUAUGCCGCAGACUUGGGCAUCAUGAUUGAAUCAUAUACAGACUAUUGUGUGCCAAUCUUCGAACCGAAUAGCUACUUCCCCUGUGUGUUGUUCAACUAUAACGGGACGGCUUAUUUCAUCUCGGAUAGAGCCACCGGUUACGGACCGUGUUGUGUUUAUCGACAACCGUGGAGUCCGCCACAUCGGGAUUUCAUGCAACAAUUCACAUAUUAUUUCAAUCGUACCACUAUUGGUUUGGGUCCGGGAAUUUUGAAUCAGACCAUCGACUGGUGGGUUAUUCCACAGGAGGAAAGCAGAAUACUGAUAAAAAGGGCGAUAAAAGAUCAUCCAGUCUUUGGUGGAUAUGGCUGGGCUCGUGAGCCUCUUCCCAGUGGCAAUCGUCCCCAAGUGUGUUUCUGGUAUGAAGGUAAUGACGGUUGGGCCCAACAGUUAUUCUACAAUUUUACGGAUUCCGGACCACGGAUGAAGGAUUUAGACGGCUUUGAACUUCCCGAAGAGUGCCACACAAACCGGGCUUGCCUCUAUCGACCAUGA